Hippocampus comes (tiger tail seahorse) is the source of this 2934-nucleotide messenger RNA. RefSeq names its product protein phosphatase, Mg2+/Mn2+ dependent, 1G (gene ppm1g). Gene Ontology annotation, molecular function: cation binding; protein serine/threonine phosphatase activity. The record is from RefSeq and is a predicted model, not a curated record. Gene Ontology annotation, cellular component: nucleoplasm. Gene Ontology annotation, biological process: protein dephosphorylation. The coding region runs from base 158 to 1888 and encodes 576 amino acids. The transcript is spliced from 14 exons. NCBI's taxonomy places the organism in Eukaryota, Metazoa, Chordata, Actinopteri, Syngnathiformes, Syngnathidae.
AAAAAGGGACAUGCGCGGUGUCACCUCGUAUACUUUCCGUGUUCCUUUUCUCGGCUUGUCUCCUCGUAGCGGCUUUUCGCUUCCACACGUGUAGCCUUUCCUAUGUGAAUCUCCCUCUCCUCAAUCCACGUGUGUGAAGCCACAGCAACCGGCAACCAUGGGGGCUUAUCUGUCGCAGCCGAACACGACCAAGACCUCCUCAGAUGGCGGCAACAGCACCAUGAGCUACGGCUUCUCCGCUAUGCAGGGCUGGCGGGUUUCCAUGGAGGAUGCUCACAAUUGUAUCCCUGAGUUUGACGAAGAGACCGCCAUGUUUUCUGUGUAUGAUGGUCAUGGAGGAGAAGAGGUGGCUCUUUAUUGCUCAAAGUACCUUCCUGAUAUCAUCAAGGAGCAGAAAACCUACAAAGAUGGCAAAUUACAGAAGGCACUGGAGGAUGCCUUCUUGGCCAUCGACUGCAGAAUCACCACAGAGGAUGUCAUCAAGGAACUGGUGCAGAUCGCCGGGCGUCCCAUCGAGGAGCCCCCCAUUCAAAAAGUGGCAGACGAAGAUGACGUGGACACAGAGGAGGCGGCGUUACUUCAUGAGGAGGCCACGAUGACCAUCGAGGAGCUGCUCGUGCGCUACGGACAGAAUAAGAACGCUAACAAACAAGCCAUUGCUAGCAGCGCAACCGUGAAGAAAGCAUCGGGCCAGUCUCCAAAGGCCUCUGGACACAAGGGGGAAAGUGAGGAAGGACCAAAGAAGGAAGGGAGUGUGAAUGGAGAGGUGGAGGAGGAGAGCAACGGAAUGGAGGACGACGACGGAGCAGACCGCGGGUCCAAGCUGCGGGCAUGCCGCAGAACCCUUAAUGAUGAAGGCUGCGGCUCAGUAGCAGACUGCGACGGCUCAGGAGGCUCCAAUGGAGAUGACAAGACCGCUAAAGCUGAGGUGGACGCAGGCCCCUCAUGUUCUUCGUCCUCCAAAACUGAAGGCGAUUCCAAGUCCAGAUUCUUCGACGACAGUGAGGAGUCUGAAGGGGAGGGUGAAGAUGAGGAGGAGAAAGACGAGGGCAGUGAAGAAGAGGAUGGCAGUGAAGAAGGGGAGGAGGUUGACAGCAGUGAGUUAGAAGAGGAUACUGAAGAGGGAGAGGAAGACUCUGAGGAUGAAGAUGAGGAGGAAAUGAGUCUACCUGGAAUGAAUGGCAAAGAGGAGCCUGGCUCAGACAGCGGCACCACUGCUGUUGUGGCUCUGAUCCGAGGCAAACAGCUGAUUGUGGCCAACGCUGGAGAUUCCCGCUGCGUGGUCUCCGAGCGAGGGAAAGCGGUGGACAUGUCUUAUGACCAUAAGCCUGAGGAUGAGCUGGAGCUGUCUCGUAUUAAAAAGGCUGGAGGCAAAGUAACCGUGGACGGACGGGUCAAUGGCGGACUGAACCUCUCCAGAGCCAUUGGUGAUCAUUUCUACAAGAGGAACAAGGUCCUGCCCCCAGAGGAGCAGAUGAUCUCGGCCAUGCCCGACGUGAAAGUUUUGACCCUCAACGAUGACCACGACUUCAUGGUCAUCGCCUGCGACGGCAUCUGGAAUGUGUUGAGCAGUCAGGAGGUGGUGGACUUCAUCAGCGAGAGGAUCAAGCCGGACCACAGCGGCGCCAGACCGCUUUCGUCCAUCGUGGAGGAGCUUUUGGACCAUUGUUUGGCCCCAGACACAUCUGGAGACGGGACAGGAUGUGACAACAUGACCUGCAUGAUUGUCACCUUCCGACCGCACCCGUGCCUCGCUCAGACCCUGUCAGAUGACACGAAGAAGAGGAAGCACCCGGAGGAGGAGCAAGAGGAGAAGGCGGCGGCGAGGGGAGCCAAGUCCGAGAACAACGGGAAUGACAGCAAAAAGCCCAAAAGUGACCAAAGCUAAGGAAGAACUGUUGGGGGCGCGAGCAGCUGGUCACCAGAAAUGAAGUCCUGACCUCACACAAUGCUCACUUCACCAUGAAACAAAGUUUUCUGUUUUAGGUGGAUCCUCUCUUUAAACUCACAAGUUGUUUCUGUCCUUCGCUGACAUUGGUAAUGACGAUGAGCCCCCUCCCUCCCUCCAGCCCUUGCUAUUCAGUGGCAACUAGAGCAAUUCAUCUUUUCCUUAACCUACAUUUGGACCACGCUUUGGUUCAUUCCCGACUUUUUUCCGAACCGCCCCGAAUUUUCUCUACCUGGCUUUCGCACACUUUAAUUUUCAUGGGAGUUUGAGCUUACUUUGCAUUUCUGUCCCCAGCUUUCAUUUUGCCCAACACCUGCACGAUACUCCUGGGGUGUUCUGAAGCAGUCGGCGCCUCUGCCAAGUGCCAUAAAAGUUGUGAUUUGCAUCUAUUUGUCCAUCUUUAGAUUGUCUGCAGGCAGAGCACAGAGGCCAUGUUUGCUGUCAAGCAGUGAUGGGACAGACCAAGAGCGUGUUUUGAGUUUAGUGUUGCAUUGGAUCCCCCCCCCCUUUUUUUUCUUCAUUCCUCCAUGUCGUCAAUGUUUAAAUGAAUUUCUGGAAGCGAGAAAGUAUUUUUUAUCCCCCAAACACCCUUAGAAGUCCAUCCAGAGACAUCCAUUAUAUCACCAUUUUCAAUAUAAUUUUUUUUAGAUUAGGAUUUAUAUUAAGCAAAGGCAAUUUGUACCUAAAUAGUGCUAUCUCUUUAUAAGAUCGUUGCGAUCUGUGGAGGUGAAGCACCAAGUUUGUUUUUGAGUGGUACAAUUUGAAUUCAAGACUUUCAAGCUUUCAACUCCUUAUGAUUGUAAGUUGGGGUCUCACAUUCUUAAUUUUCCCUCCUGUACAUAGUCCCCCCCACUUCCAGUCCUUGUACGUGAAGAUUAAAAUCACUUUUUCUUUGUAAUUGUAUGUCUGUGUAACAUUUUUGGUGAAUUCUCUUUUGACACCAGUAUGUAAGUACAUUCAAUAAAUUUUUUUUUACAAAAGCAAAA